Branchiostoma belcheri (Belcher's lancelet) is the source of this 2771-nucleotide messenger RNA. RefSeq names its product kelch-like protein 26. Gene Ontology annotation, molecular function: protein binding. NCBI's taxonomy places the organism in Eukaryota, Metazoa, Chordata, Leptocardii, Amphioxiformes, Branchiostomatidae. The record is from RefSeq and is a predicted model, not a curated record. Bases 176 to 2515 code for a protein of 779 amino acids. The transcript has 2 exons.
CUGGCAUGUUGGCAUAGCGGCCGUUGCUAUCUUAGCUACGACCCCGAGUAUGGCCCUGAAAACAAAUUGUAGAUAAAGAACUGCGCUUGUUUGUACCCGCACGAUGUAGUCUUAAUCAAAUCGCGGAACGGCCAAAGUCUACAUUCCGCGAGAAGAAAAAGGUCGCACAGGGAGAAUGGAGCGUACCACAACACGUCACAUACCACAAGUUGUCGGCUUCCCCUCCUACGUGCCCAGUGCUGUACAGAACCCUAAAAGGGAAGAGCGACCUCUGGUGGAAGCUAGCAACAUUGCAUCACGGGACUGGUCUUCAAGGAAGCGGUCCAGUCGCCAUGCCCGUCCGAAACAACUUCUACCUCAGCGAUCACAGGGUUUACAAAGAACCUACACGUCAGCUGUGUACGCAUCCGAUUUUCUCCGUCGGUGUAACGAAAUGAGAAAAAGCGGUCUACUUUGCGACGUGAAAAUUCGCUCGGGAAGGAAGAUCUUUCCGGCACACAGAAUACUACUAGCUGUUGCAUCGGACAAACUUGGAUUCGAACUGGAAAAGAUCCCGCAAUCUACAACACAAGUAGAGUGGGCUUCACCACUGUGGAAAGACGUUAGCUGCUCCGCAGUACAGAGCCUACUUGACUUCAUAUACACCUCCAGAGUCGUCUUAGAUUCUGACAGCUUCCAAGAUCUUAAGAUCUUAGCAUCCCGUCUUCAGAUAGAACCUCUGGUCGAAGUGUGUCAAAACUUCAGUUCCCAAAAGUCUCGGAGUAUGACUUUCACGACGAGCCACGGAAGUUACGUGUUGGAGAAGUUAUGUGCAAUGAGGCAUGACGGGAAGUUCUGUGACGUCAUCCUGGAAGCUAGCGGUCAAACUCUCGCGGCGCACAAGCUAGUUCUCGUGAUAUUUAGCGACUACUUUCGCGCCAUGUUUACGGCUGGAAUGGUAGAGGCGAACAGUGGGAAAGUACAGCUAGUAGGAGUGCACUUUUCCAGUCUACAGACAGUAGUCGCUUUUGCGUAUACCUCGAAGAUAACACUGUCAAUGGACAAUGUAGAAAAUGUAGUUGAUCUGAGUUUCUACCUGCAAUGUGCAAUACUCACAAACCUUUGCAGUGAUUUCUUGCUGUCGAACAUCACUAUUUCAACCUGUGCCAAGAUAUCGAAAGUUGCCAGCGAUUAUCACAUGAUGAUGGUCCAGGGACGGGUGGACAAAUUUCUCGCCGAAAACUUUGCAACUUUCGUCCAAACGGAGGCUUUUCUAAACCUUCCCAUGUUCAAGGUCGCAUGUCUUUUGAUGAGUAACUCAUUGAAUGUCAAAGAAGAGGAUAUCUUUGAAGCGGCGCUGAAGUGGCUUUGUUACAAAAAAGAUCGUCUCGAGUUCACCAACUCCAUCAUGAAACACAUUCGGUUUCCUCUCAUGCAAAACGCGUACCUAGAAAAGAACGUCGCGACCUCUAGCGUAGUGUACGGGAACAGCAGUUGCCAACUGAAGCUUCAGGAAGCUCUAUGUUAUCACAGGGAGCAACACUCACAGCCAUUACAGCAGAGCGCUUGUACCAAACCUAGGGCACUACACGAAUGCCUUCUUGCCAUUGGAGGAAUCAAGUCACGUGAUGGGCGAGGAAGAACCAAUAAAGUGCAAUAUCUCAACCCCCUCACGUCCCGCUGGACAACACUGACUACGGCGAAGGACUGUUUGACUCAUCGCGCAGUGGCGGUGCUGAAUAAUUUCGUGUAUCUAAUUGGAGGUGAGGCCAACAAGAGUUCCCGGUCGGCGUCGAGCACCUGUUGGCGGUACGACCCCAGGUUCAACAGCUGGCUGCAGGUGGCGCCGCUUCAACAGCCACGUGCAGACUUCUGCGCAUGCGUCCUAGACGAGAAAGUUUACGCCAUCGGAGGAAGAAACGCUAAAGGCGAGCUGUCCUCGGUCGAAGUUUUCUGUCCUCCAUCGAAUACAUGGCAGAACACCGCGCCGUUGAACGUUAAAUCUCUCUACGGACACGCAGGCGCAACACUCGACAAGACAGUUUUCAUUUCCGGCGGAAGUGUAGGAUGGGAGCACCAGGAUGCACUGCGAAGCUUCUCGCCUAAGGACCGGAAAUGGAUCAAUAUGGCGCCCAUGCAAAUUGCCCGCACCUUCCACCGCAUGGUGGCUUUGGGCGGGAAACUCUACGUCUUGGGAGGAACUUUCUUAUCUCCAGCAAAAGUCUUAAAGACAUCGGCAACCGUGGAGAGGUAUGACCCAAACGUGGACCAGUGGACUAUGGUGGAAGACAUGUUGGUUCCGAUGUCAGAACCCGGAUGUACGACCCUGGAAGGUAGAAUCUAUCUCCUCGGAGGUCUCACCCGGAACACGGCCUCCCGAGCGGGGGUGGAGACGCUCUCGGACGUGCAGAGCUACGACCCCGACAGGGACGCCUGGAAGCCUGCCUUGGACUUACCCGAGGCGUGGACGGGAGUGUCCUGCUGUGCUUUACUGCUGCCACACAGAAUACUGAAAGGGGACCACUUCACAAGUUGAUCUAUUUCGCCAUAGAGAAUUAACAGAUUGGUGAAAUGUAGUUUCAAUUCAAAGACACUGAGGAAACAUUUUUAAACCAAAAAUAUUCUUCUUCUUGCAAAUCUCAAUGAAAAGUUACCUGCAGUACCAGAUCACAUAACUCAGUAUGAAACUUGUUGAAUCGACUAAGUAAUGGAAUAAUACUCUCAGACAUGACACUGUGUGUGUGUGUCAACGAGGUGUCAAACCAAAAUAAAACACAAAAAUAUACAGAAAG